This is a messenger RNA of Eimeria tenella, 486 nucleotides long. RefSeq lists its product as uncharacterized. The coding region runs from base 1 to 486 and encodes 161 amino acids. Gene Ontology annotation, molecular function: ATP hydrolysis activity; ATP binding. The transcript is spliced from 3 exons. Gene Ontology annotation, biological process: cellular response to heat. Lineage: Eukaryota; Apicomplexa; Conoidasida; Eucoccidiorida; Eimeriidae. The record is from RefSeq and is a predicted model, not a curated record. Gene Ontology annotation, cellular component: cytoplasm.
AUGGUUGGAGACAAACAAGGAACUUCCGACGCCUUCGUCUCGCAGUACGGAGUGGACCUUUCCUUCAUGGCGCAGCAGGGGCUGCUGCCGCCGGUGGUUGGGAGAGACGAAGAAAUCGACCGCAUUGCCCAGAUCUUGAGCAGGAAGAUGACGAAGGCGCCCAUGUUGGUGGGGGAGCCGGGCGUGGGGAAGACCGCAGUGAUCGAGGGUUUGGCGCAGCGCAUUGUGGAGGGGGCGGUCCCGGAAUCGCUGCGGAAACGGCGGAUUUUCGCGCUGGACCUGCUCUCGCUCUCCGCGGGCUCCGCCAUGCGCGGAGAGUUCGAAAAAAGAAUGAAAGAAGUGGUUUCUUAUUUGCAAAAUAAUGUCGAAGAAGUUAUUCUCUUCGUCGACGAAAUCCACACUCUCAUUGGCGCCGGCAAGGCCGCGGGCAGCAUGGACGCCAGCCAAAUGCUCAAGGUCCCCCUCGCGCGCGGAGAGAUCGUGUAG